UCUGCCGAGACAACACCAUGCUCGUGGAAUUCCUUGCAAUGGUCCAGCAAAGACCACGGGUUCCGUCUUCAACCCGUCCCAUCUCUUCUCGCGGAGUUUGAUACCCCCAUACUGACCUGUCGGAUCUACACAAGCUCUUACCCAGCAUGCCCGCCGUAAGCGCCAGGUUUCUCGGCCUCGCCGUCCUCCUUCCGAACAUACCCAAUACUCGAGCCGUGAUCCACAUCCCGCACUACUUUGCCACUUCAUCCCUAACACCAGCCGAUGCUGCGAGUAGAUCCAACACCCCAAGCCGAAGCAAAGACCAGUAUAUCCCCAAGACCAUCCACCAAGUCUACCACAACUAGCGAGACCCCCGCAACGAGACCAUUCCCACCGACUGGGCCCACGUACGCACAAGAACAAAUCCCGACUUCGAGUACAGGCUAUGGACCAGCAACGCCUCCCGCCGGCUUAGAGACACACUACGAAUGGUUCCUUGAUACCUACGACAGCUACACAUGUCCUGUCCAACGAGCCAAUACUCUCCGCUGCUUUCUCCUGCGCCACUAUGGUGGCAUCUACAUUGAUCCCAACUACGGCUGCGCCCGUGAUCUUGCGCUCCUGCUCUACUACCCCGCGUGGGUAAUCGACCGCGGCCACGGCAUCACUGGGGCGAGGCCCAACCAUCCUGACUGGGUCAUGUUGACUGAGUCUAUGGUUACCUACGCGUGGAUUGCGGUUUCUGUUCCCACAUGCUACCCAUGGCAGCAGUCCAGAGUUCGGGAGGGUUAGCUGGGAAAAGUAUCAUGCACGGCUGCCCGACAAAGGCCAUUCUCGGGAGUUUGCUACUCUUCGCUAUGCUCACCAGACGGGUGUCACGCUCGUGGCAAGCAGGCAAGACCCAUCAAUGCGAAUAACAGAAACUGCUGCCGGCGGAGGACGAAGUGGAAUGGUACGGGGCGGUUUGACUUUUGUGACUCUCUCUCUCUCUC
Molecule: messenger RNA, 974 nt
Organism: Neurospora hispaniola
Lineage: Eukaryota; Fungi; Ascomycota; Sordariomycetes; Sordariales; Sordariaceae
Exons: 1
Coding region: 265-774 (169 amino acids)
Biological process (GO): mannosyl-inositol phosphorylceramide biosynthetic process
Molecular function (GO): mannosyltransferase activity
Source: RefSeq, a predicted model, not a curated record